AUGUCAGCAACGAAGGACAAGUCUAAGGUGCACAAGCUGUCCCUGAAAGGGUCAUCCAAGCUUGUGGCAGAAUUCUUUGAAUACUCCAUCAACUCAAUUCUUUUCCAGCGAGGUGUCUACCCCCCUGAAGAUUUCACAACUGUCAAGAAAUAUGGGCUCAACAUGCUUAUUACCUCGGAUGAUCAGGUCAAGGCCUACAUCAAGAAGAUCAUGUCACAGUUAAAUAAGUGGAUGAUGGGAGGCAAGAUCUCCAAGCUUGUUGUAGUAAUCACAGACAAGGAGACCGGGGAACACGUGGAAAGAUGGCAAUUCGAUGUGCAAAUAUUCGCGAAACACAGCAAGAGCCAGAAAUCCCAGACAUCCGGCGAUAAGGAAAACACCGGCUCAGAGAACGCGGACCCGCAAGCCCCUGUUGAGAAAACAGAGAAAGAAAUUCAAGAGGAGAUCCAGGCAAUUUUCCGCCAGAUUACCGCUUCAGUCACCUUCCUUCCUGUCCUAGACGGUGACUGCACAUUUAACGUCCUAGUAUACGCCGACGCCGACUCAGAGGUACCGGUCGAAUGGGGUGACAGCGACGCCAAGGAGAUCAAGAACGCGGAGAAAGUCCAGCUCAGGAGUUUCAGCACGAACAACCAUCGUGUAGAAACAUUGGUCAGCUAUCGUCUUGCGGAUUAG
Molecule: messenger RNA, 675 nt
Organism: Aspergillus alliaceus
Lineage: Eukaryota; Fungi; Ascomycota; Eurotiomycetes; Eurotiales; Aspergillaceae
Product: spindle checkpoint protein MAD2
Exons: 8
Coding region: 1-675 (224 amino acids)
Biological process (GO): mitotic spindle assembly checkpoint signaling
Cellular component (GO): kinetochore; nucleoplasm; cytoplasm
Source: RefSeq, a predicted model, not a curated record